UCGCCAUCGCCCACUUUAGCGCCACCUCCUCAGCGACCGCCGAACUCACCGAAUUUCCCCGCGAAUUUCACAACCUACACCCUCGAGGAUUUCUACAUUGAGCCAUGCUUCUACAAGAUGGAGCGGCUGAUCCUGGAGAUGCAACACCCGGAGUUGGGCGUCCCCUUACGCUCCCAGAAACUUUUCCUCACGUCCAUCCCCUUCGCGUUCGUAGGGUAUGAUGUCGUCGAGUGGAUCAUGGACAACCUGGACAUCGAAGAUCAGUCGGGGCCCGUGGCACAAGAGGCUCUGCAUAUCGGCAAUCUGCUUUGCCAGUUUGGCUAUUUUUUCCCGGUCGGUGAAAACGCCAAAACAUACACCAUCAAAGACGACUCAACCUUGUACAGAUUCCAGUCGCCCUUGUUCUGGCCUGCGAGAAGUACACCGGACAACGCGGAUUACGCUUUAUACCUGCUGAAACGUCAUCUGAAGAACAAACAGAAGAGUUCUCUCGAGGACUAUGAGCAAGAAGCGCUACAACGAUUAAAGAAGUUGCUCGCCGCAAAGUGGGAUAAUCUCUGUCAGCAAGCCGAAGAUUCCAUCGCGCAAACGAAGGAUCGCAAAAAGCACGAUAAAGUGAUAAGUUCAUCUCAGGAAAGAGCGUAUUGGCGCAUCCAUCGUCCGCCGCCUGGAGUCCAGAGCUGUCUCGAAAGAUGUCCCGUCCCCAGCCGGCGGGGACCGCGCAAGAAGACCGUUGAGCAACUCAAGCGUCAGAUUGAAAUAUUGAAACGAAACCUCAUGAAGUCUCGAAACAAAAGCACCCUAUGGCAACGCUGCGACGAUUAUCGAGAAUUCGACGCUUUCCUGUCGUCGACACUGCCCUCGAAUCCAUGGGUUUCAGACGAUCAUUCGUUCUGGCUCAUCGAAAGCGCGCAGUGUGAGACCCCAACGGAGCGCCGGCUCAAACGGUGGACCCUGAGCAUCGAGGAGUUGUUGUCCGAUCCCAGGGGCUUCCAGGAGUUCGAGAUCUAUCUCCGGAAGGAAUACUCCCAUGAGAACAUCCUAUUCUGGAAAGCCGUUCAAAAGCUAAAGAAAGGAUCACCGUCCAACAUUGCCCAGAAAGUACAAGCUAUACACGACGAAUAUCUCGCCUCUGGUGCGGCUUGUGAGGUGAACCUCGACUCUGCAACGAUGGAAAUCACCAUGGAAGCAAUGAAGAAACCGACACGAUACACGUUCGAGCACGCUCAACAGCACGCGUACACGCUCAUGCAGACCGACACGUAUCCGCGCUUUCUACGGAGCGAACAUUUCAACAAUCUCUUGCAUAAAGCAUCCAAUCUUCAGAUUCAGGGCCACCGAAAGCGCUUCUUCCAUUUCGGGGCUUCCACGCGCAAAAAGCCGGAGAGCCAGAGACCGUCGCCGCCUCAGCAGGUCACGACAUUGUUGCCAUCGACUGGCGCUCUAGUUCUCUAUACCAAAGCUUCAGGAAGUUCCUGUGACCUCCGUGAGUCCCAGAAGCGACGCGGUAGCCGAGGCGCGAAGUCGGCUCAAAGCUCUUCGAAACCAGAGGCCACGUCGGACGACGAUUCCGUCGCGGCCAACCCACCGUCUCCAGCGUUCAGUGGCCGGCACUCGCACUCAACCAGUGAUCUCCAUUCGCUGACUCCGAGCUCUCACGCCUCGAGUGUGGUGGCAAGCGGAGCGAAUUCGGCGUUUGGACAACUGGCCGAGAAAGGCGAGAGCGCGUUCUCGUCGCCAUCCGUCAGUUCGGAGUACAUUGCGGUGGACGCAGAAGGCGUUGCUGAAGACAGUUGUGGAGGGACGACCCUCCGGGUGCCUCGAUGGAGUCAUAAGGCAAGUGACCCAGGCUCUAUGGCUGUGCCAUCGGCGCUGCUCAAGGUACCGUCGUCCCCGCGCAGCAAAGGCGAAGAAACUGAUCCGGAAGAUCAUUCCAGCAGCGCCUAG
Molecule: messenger RNA, 1947 nt
Organism: Galendromus occidentalis (western predatory mite)
Lineage: Eukaryota; Metazoa; Arthropoda; Arachnida; Mesostigmata; Phytoseiidae
Product: regulator of G-protein signaling 7
Exons: 9
Coding region: 118-1947 (609 amino acids)
Biological process (GO): intracellular signal transduction; regulation of G protein-coupled receptor signaling pathway; G protein-coupled receptor signaling pathway
Cellular component (GO): plasma membrane; neuron projection; cytoplasm
Molecular function (GO): GTPase activator activity
Source: RefSeq, a predicted model, not a curated record